CAUGUACGUUUACUUAUCUGAGAUGGUUUUCACUAUCUUCCCUAAGGAACAGUGGGUUGAGACAUUUUUGUGUGAAUAUACUUAUCUGUGGUUCUAUUCUGUAGUCCUGAGCAACUUAAUAACAUGAUUUGGACAGCCUCAGGCAAUCAUUGUUUAGUGUGUUGAAAGAAUGCGUAUAGACGUCAUGUGUGUGUUGCUCUGGUGAGAGCAGGCGUCUGUGACACUGAUGUUACAGAGAGUUUGGCUUUUAAGAUAUCAAGUGGUGAGUUACAAACUGUCUUAGCUUGCAGAACACUAUUGCAGUUAAUAACUUACAAAACUACUGAUGGCUUGCAGAGUCGAAACUCUAACCUUUUCUUAAUCUGUAAGAACUAGGCAUUUAAUGAAUUGCAAACUUUAUCAUUUUGGUUGUCCAUGCAUAUUACUCAAAAAAGUGAUAUCAAGAGACAUCUCAUCACAUACGCUAAGUUUGCCAAAGUUUUUAGUAAAUUACUAAUAAAUUAAUAGUCUAGGCCCACAUAACUCAGAAAAGAGUCUUAAGCACAGCUACCAUGUGGGCUUGAGUGUCUAAUAUAUCUUCAGCAGUGUAGUGAAUAACUCUGCCUGCAGAUUCCCUAUGUAACCUGCCAGUCCACUGGGGAUUAGGAACAAGAAGUUUAGGGAAUGGUGUCACUGGACCAGUCCUCAUGAACUCUUUGAGAUAAAUGUGCUUGUAACAAUCAUAGUCACAGGCUGCUUUCAUUGAUAGUAGGGCAGAUUAAUAUUAAUGUGGACAGUAGUGUUAAAGUAUGACCAUGCACUUUAAAGAGCAAAGUCCGCACUAAGAUAUAAAAGUGCAUGCAUACCAUCAGGAGGAAUGACACUUUCGUUUACUGUACCUGUUGAAAAUUUUCUCCAUUCAAUGCCACUCUCAAGUAAGGAUAUAUUAACUUUUGGUAAAAAAUCUGUAAUACUGCAAACUUGAUAGAUAUCAGUAGAUAAUGACAUGGUCAAACUAGCUUAAGGAACUGAAAUUGAAUUUUGUGAAUGGCAGAAAUGCUGAUAUUUUUAUGAACUGUAGGGAAGGUCUGUAGAGAUGUAAAUGCCCUGACCUGCAUGUCAAUGCUACGUCUAUAUUAGUAAACAAUGCUGAUUCUUUCUUCUGUAUGCAUAAGAAGCAAUGAAUCUAGUUUGGUGGCAUUCAUCGGCAAAGAACCGCCGAAUAACCUGAUAUAAAUUUUUGAAUUUAAAAAAAAAAAUGAAUUUCCAUGGCCGGGGUCAAGGUGUCAAGUCAUAUUUUUCAAAAUAGUUAACCAAGGGUUGGUGGAAUUAACAUUCAUUUCUGGGGUGCAGAAGUAAACACUCCAACAUUUCAAUGCCUAGCAAAUCACUUUCCAACUUCCUGAGAAAAUACAAAACUUUUAAAAGAAGAAUGAAAUAUUUCACGUUUAAUUUUGACAACACAUCCAACAGUGCUACACUGAAUCAAAUGGAUUUCUUAGUAUUCUAGAUUUUUUGGUAAGCAAGGAAAUCUAGCAUAAGAUGCAUAGAAAAAGCAGAUUUUAUUACAAGCAUGGCCAUGACAGUCACUGAGAACAACGUGGAUAUAUUAUCUUGUACUGAAGACUUUGUUUUUGACCAUUUUAAGCUUUGUCUUUCAGUGUUUAAACUGACUAAUGUAUACAGCAGUUAACAAAAGGAUUUGUCAACUAACAAUUGGAGAAAAGACUGGUUGAUAGAAAGAGGAGUAGCUACAGUGGGCCGUGCAGAAGCUGUAAGAGUUGGAAUCACUAGUACUGGAAGGUGCAAAAAAAACCUAGUAUGAACAGCACUCAACAUCCAGUGAUAGCAGUGCAUGGGGGUGCUUGGGCCAUUCCUGACACUGUGGCUGAAGCCAGUGUGACUGGAGUCAAACUGGCGGUGAAAGAAGGCUUCAGAAUUUUACAGCAAGGAGGAACAGCUGUUGAUGCUGUUGUUGCUGCAGUGUCUCUUAUGGAGGAUAAUCCAGUUUUUGAUGCAGGCAUAGGGUCUGUGCUGAACUCUGCGGGAGAGGUGGAGAUGGAUGCUGUGGUAAUGGAUGGACAGACACUCAAGGCAGGGGUGGCAUGUGUCCAGAACAUUCAACACCCUGUGCAGUUGGCUCUUCGGGUCAUGGAGAAGACAGAGCAUGUGUUAUUGGUUGGUAAGGGUGCCAAUCAGUUUGCAGCUGAACAGGGCAUACCCACUGUUGCUACUGACGUGCUGGUGACAAAGACAGCCAGAAAAGAGUGGGAGCGGUACAUGCAGUAUCAUGACACAAUCAUGGACCUCUUUUCUAAUAGAGAUAUAAACAGUGGCUGCGACACAGUUGGUGCCGUAGCCCUGGACAGUGCAGGCAAUACAGCCUUUGCUACCUCAACAGGUGGUAUCACUGCCAAACGACCAGGCAGAGUGGGCGAUUCACCCAUAAUAGGAGCAGGUGGUUAUGCAGACAGCCAGGUGGGUGCUGUGUCCAGCACAGGUCAUGGAGAAGCCAUCAUCCGAACAUGUUUAGCUCACCACAUCAUUAGUCUCAUGAAUGCAGGAAUGCACGCAGAGGAAGCAUCCCAAAUGGCACUGGAUCACAUGACCAAGAGAGUUCAAGGUUCAGGAGGAGUAGUGGUUAUCAGGGAAGGAGGGGAGGUAGCUGCAAAGUUCACCACAGAGCGCAUGGCCUGGGCAUGGAUCAAAGAUGGAUUCUUGCACUAUGGACUUGAUCCAGACCAACACAUGGAAGAAAAGUUAUGAAAGUGAUUUAGCUAUAAACUGCAGAACUACAACUCCUGCCUUGUAAUGCAUGUAUAUCUUACAAAGUUUUUCUUGUUUUUCUAGUAUUUUGAGGGAAACGCUGGUUUUACUAACACCCAUUUAAAACUUCUUGUAGAAAAAGCUUGUACAACAUUAAAGUGACUACCUUUGAAA
Pomacea canaliculata is the source of this 2919-nucleotide messenger RNA. Its product is annotated as isoaspartyl peptidase/L-asparaginase-like. The record is from RefSeq and is a predicted model, not a curated record. Gene Ontology annotation, molecular function: asparaginase activity. Lineage: Eukaryota; Metazoa; Mollusca; Gastropoda; Architaenioglossa; Ampullariidae.